AUGAGUUCCUCCAUCUCUUUCAAAAGCAUUGUCACGAUAGGCCUUCUAAGUGCUUCCCAAUGGCUCCCAGCAUGGGCAGCGCCGCCGCCGCCGGGCAACCUGUGGCGGGUAUGGCCGCCCAUUGACUACAGCGACAAGAUCUACGCAGGCUGGGGACAGAUCCCCGUCGAGAAGGAGGUCCAGAUCUACAACGGCGUGGCCGAGAACCGGACCUACGCGCACCACCCGGAGCUCUUCGCCGUCGGCUCCAACGUCUUCCUCAUCUACUCGUCCGCCCCGGUCGACGAGGACAGCAUGGGCCAGGACGUCUGGAUCUCGGCGUCCAGCGACGGCGGGCUGAACUGGAGCCCCGGCAAGAGCCUGAUGCCCGCCGCCCUCCUCCCCAACCAGACGGAACUGCACGACUGGAAGUACUGGUGCGACAGGGGCAUCGCGCAGCGCGCGUGGCAGGCCCUCUCCUUCGUCCGCCUCCCCGACGGCGAGCUCUACGCCAUCGGCCAGUCCGGGAGCCGAUGGUGCCCCGGCCGGUGGGCGACCGCCGGCAGGAUCGCGCGCAAGAUCUCGCUCGAGGGCGAGCCGCUCGAGGACCCCUGCUGGCUGGAGAAGAACGAGUUCACCGAGUCGCAGCUGUACGCCGAAACGGUGUACGGGACCGAGUACGGCAUGAGGAACUGCGCCCGGGCGUGCGAGAUCAACGCGGUGCUGACGAGGCCGGACGAGGCGCCGGCGUGGUCGCCGUGGCUGUACAACAACGGGCUCUUCGCCGCCGACGGGACGCACCAGAUGGAGGAGCAGACGUUGGCCGUCUGGCACGACGACGCCGACUCGCCGACGGGGGGAUACUGGCAGCGGCACUGGCGCGACAUCUCGCCCGAGCGGGAGAACACGCACUCGGUCUGGGUCGAGUACAACGAGGACCGGGCCGGCGAAGGGUGGUACCCCAAGGUCAAGGAGCCGCUCGGCAACAAGAUCUACAAGACCAACAUCCCGGACGCCAAGACGAAGCAGUUCCUCGCCCGGCUCGACGGCGGCAAGGGGGACCGGGUCCUGCUGUCGAACCCGCGGUACAACGCGGCGGACCCCCAGCGGCAGCCGCUCACGCUGGCGGUGUCGAGCGGGGCAGACCAGACGUACCGGGCCAUCGGCGUGCUGCGGACCAACGCGACGAGAGAGAUCGUCCCGGACACGCGCGGCGGCAUCAAGAACCGGGCCUUUGGCUUCAGCUACCCGACGGCGGUGCAGGUUGGCGACAAGUUGCUGGUGGCGUACAGCGAGAACAAGGAGAACAUCUGGGUCAGUGUUGUUGACGUUGCUGCGCUGCCGAAGGAGGGGGAUGCUUGUAAGUAG
Colletotrichum destructivum is the source of this 1347-nucleotide messenger RNA. Its product is annotated as Putative Sialidase superfamily. The transcript has a single exon. The record is from RefSeq and is a predicted model, not a curated record. NCBI's taxonomy places the organism in Eukaryota, Fungi, Ascomycota, Sordariomycetes, Glomerellales, Glomerellaceae. The coding region runs from base 1 to 1347 and encodes 448 amino acids.